CGUCAGGCCAGGGAGCCGAGCGCUACCCGGGCUGCUGCUGCAGGGAGUGGCCGAAGAGGCGGACGCAUCUUCUCCGGCUCCUCCUCGGCUCUGCAGCUUGCACGGGCCGGCCAGCACUGAGCCCGUCCUGGGAGGGUCCUAGACGAGCCCAGAAGCAUGAGGUCCCGGGCUCCCGCUGGCACUCUGGCGGCGUGGCGGCGGCGGCUGCUGCCGCUGCUGCUGCUGCUCCUCCUGCGGGCCGAGGUGCUGCCAUGCACCCAGCUGACUUUCGAACUGCCAGACAGCGCCAAGCAGUGUUUCCACGAGGAGGUGGAGCAGGGGGUGAAAUUCACCCUAGGUUAUCAAGUCAUUAGUGGUGGACACUAUGAUGUAGACUGCUUUAUUGAAGACCCCCAUGGAAAGACAAUUUACAAAGAAACCAAGAAGCAGUAUGACAGUUUCUUUCACCAGACAGAGAUCAAAGGAAUCUACAAGUUUUGCUUCAGUAAUGAGUUUUCCACAUUUUCCCACAAAAUUGUCUUCUUUGACCUUCUAAUUGGAGAUGAACCCCCCAUUCUCCCAGAGAUGGGAAACAGAGUCACUGCAUUGACACAGAUGGAGUCUGCUUGUGUGACCAUUCAUGAAGCCUUGAAAACAGUGAUUGAUUCUCAGACACAUUAUCGACUCAGGGAAGCUCAGGACCGGAACCGAGCUGAUGACUUGAAUGAGCGUGUUUCCUACUGGUCUGUGGGGGAGACAGUCAUACUAUUUGUGGUCAGCAUCAGUCAAGUGGUGCUUCUGAAAAGCUUCUUCACGGAAAAGAGACCAACUAGUCGGGGUGUCAGCUCUUAAUUCUUGGGCACACACUGGGGUGUGGAGUUUUUCCAUGUUCUUAAAACUAGAAGGAGGAUAUUUUCCCUGUAUUCUAUUGGCCUAUAAAAUCAGGUGAUAAUGUAGAGGCAAAGCCACUAUAAAUUAUAACAGUGCCAUUUUG
Messenger RNA from Vombatus ursinus (common wombat), 973 nucleotides. RefSeq names its product transmembrane p24 trafficking protein 3 (gene TMED3). Gene Ontology annotation, cellular component: COPI vesicle coat; COPII-coated ER to Golgi transport vesicle; Golgi apparatus. The transcript is spliced from 3 exons. The record is from RefSeq and is a predicted model, not a curated record. NCBI's taxonomy places the organism in Eukaryota, Metazoa, Chordata, Mammalia, Diprotodontia, Vombatidae. The coding region runs from base 157 to 831 and encodes 224 amino acids. Gene Ontology annotation, biological process: endoplasmic reticulum to Golgi vesicle-mediated transport; intracellular protein transport; Golgi organization.